AUGGCUUUGGAAAACAUUUUAUCCCGAAUGGGUUUGGAUACAAAACAACUUACUGAAAGCCAUUAUGCCAGUGGAAACCACAAAAGCAACGCUGCAAUGUCGGCUCUAACGCUGUUGGCUUUUCUAUUCUUCCUGAACAUACUACAACAAUGUCUGAAGGAUCACAUGACAGACUUGAGUACACCUCAAGUUAUGAUAAUGUCGGCAGGAAAAGAAAGUGAUGAUAACUUCGCAAAAAUGUCACUUACAAAUAAAUUUGACAAAACCGGUACCUUGUACACAGACAAAAAUAAUUUCCAAAGGGAAAGUUUGUUAAGUUUAAAAGCAAGGGACAAAGUAUCCGGCGAAGAAAACGAAUUUGAAAGUCAAUUAAAUCCCGACGAUCCUUCGCAAAAAACUUUGUUAAAAAUAAAAACCUCUGAAUACAAACCUCAAAAUAGCGCGCAAGAAUAUAAAAUUAUGAAAAAUAAUGCAAAUCAAUCUUUUAAAUUUGCUGGAUUUUACGACGAAUACGAAAAAUAG
Messenger RNA from Parnassius apollo (apollo), 522 nucleotides. The record is from the annotation of a GenBank genome assembly. NCBI's taxonomy places the organism in Eukaryota, Metazoa, Arthropoda, Insecta, Lepidoptera, Papilionidae.